This is a messenger RNA of Coregonus sp. 'balchen', 883 nucleotides long. The record is from the annotation of a GenBank genome assembly. Lineage: Eukaryota; Metazoa; Chordata; Actinopteri; Salmoniformes; Salmonidae.
UAUUAUGACCUAGGACGGUGCCGUGUUGAAGUCUAUUUUGACCUAGGACGGUGCCGUGUUGAAGUCUAUUAUGACCUAGGACGGUGCCAUGUUGAAGUCUAUUAUGACCUAGGACGGUGCCGUGUUGAAGUCUAUUAUGACCUAGGACGGUGCCGUGUUGAAGUCUAUUAUGACCUAGGACGGUGCCGUGUUGAAGUCUAUUAUGACCUAGGACGGUGCCAUGUUGAAGUCUAUUAUGACCUAGGACGGUGCCAUGUUGAAGUCUAUUAUGACCUAGGACGGUGCCGUGUUGAAGUCUAUUAUGACCUAGGACGGUGCCGUGUUGAAGUCUAUUAUGACCUAGGACGGUGCCAUGUUGAAGUCUAUUAUGACCUAGGACGGUGCCAUGUUGAAGUCUAUUAUGACCUAGGACGGUGCCGUGUUGAAGUCCUAUUAUGACCUAGGACGGUGCCAUGUUGAAGUCUAUUAUGACCUAGGACGGUGCCGUGUUGAAGUCUAUUAUGACCUAGGACGGUGCCAUGUUGAAGUCUAUUAUGACCUAGGACGGUGCCAUGUUGAAGUCUAUUAUGACCUAGGACGGUGCCGUGUUGAAGUCUAUUAUGACCUAGGACGGUGCCGUGUUGAAGUCUAUUAUGACCUAGGACGGUGCCGUGUUGAAGUCUAUUAUGACCUAGGACGGUGCCAUGUUGAAGUCUAUUAUGACCUAGGACGGUGCCAUGUUGAAGUCUAUUAUGACCUAGGACGGUGCCGUGUUGAAGUCUAUUAUGACCUAGGACGGUGCCGUGUUGAAGUCUAUUAUGACCUAGGACGGUGCCGUGUUGAAGUCUAUUAUGACCUAGGACGGUUGGCCAUGUUGAAGUCUAUUAUGACUAGGACGGUGCCA